AUGAGCAAAAGAGCAGAAAUCUCCGAAUUCCCAACAAUUCCUGCAUCGUCAACAUACUCCCUUCCUUCAAAUGAUGUUCUCAAGUUAUUCCAAGAUUCAUUUAGGUAUUUGUUAAACUCUCCAAAUAUUGAAAGUUUUAUCCAGACUGUGAAAGGUGAUUUAUAUGAAAGGGAUUACAUUAAAGCAUUUGGUGACGAUGAUAGAAGAAUGGCAUAUGUCGUGAGGUGGACUCCUUCAAGAGCACUUUGUUAUUCUUCCUUAUUCAGUUCGUUGGAAGAAAUCAGAAAUAUCAUCACCGAGAGAGACUCCAGAAUAUUGUGUAUUGGUGGAGGUGCUUGUGGUGAACUUGUUGGAUUAAGUGCCGUGUUUGCUCAAUCCAGAGACUUUUACAAUAAGGAAAGAUAUAGGUCAAAGCUUGACGUGAAGUUGAUAGAUAUCGCUGACUGGGGGUUGAUUGCCGACAAGUUAACAAGUGAGAUCAAGAAAGCUUGGCUAUACAAUGAACCUGACUAUCUAAAUGUUGAAUUUUUGAAUGAAGAUGUUUUAAAUGCUAAUCAUGAUUCAAGUUUACAACUCAAUUCUUUGGAUCUAAUCACUUUACUUUUCACGACCAACGAGCUUUUCUCAGAGGAUAAAGCAAAGUCAAUAAGAUUAUUUCAAGCACUUGAUAAUUGUCAACAAGGAGCACACCUUUUGAUUGCGGAAAGUGCUGGCAGUUAUAGUCAUAUCACUGUGGGAACAAAGAAAUUUCCUAUUAGGUUCUUGAUAGAUACAAUUCUUUUAGGGAAGGAUGGAUCUGGUAAUUGGGAGCUAGUGAAGCAAAGUGAUAGCUGUUGGUACAGAUGUGAAAAAGAUUACGACUAUCCAUUAAAAGUAGAAAAUAUGAGAUUCUUUUUUAGAUUGUAUAAAAGAAAGUAA
Hansenula anomala is the source of this 918-nucleotide messenger RNA. RefSeq names its product 25S rRNA (uracil2843-N3)-methyltransferase (gene BMT6). Bases 1 to 918 code for a protein of 305 amino acids. The record is from RefSeq and is a predicted model, not a curated record. The transcript is spliced from 2 exons. Lineage: Eukaryota; Fungi; Ascomycota; Saccharomycetes; Phaffomycetales; Wickerhamomycetaceae.